AUGCAGAGAUCUAUUAUUUGUUUUGGCUUUUUACUUCUCUUGCUGGAAGGUGCGCAGUCAGCAUUUAACUGCUCAGCGCCGCCGAAUUUUAAUAAUUUUGACAUUAACACUUGCUGCCGCACCCCGGAACUGGAUAUGGGGGAUGUGCCCCAAAAGUGCCACAAAUACGUGAGUGGGUUGAGCUCAGCGAACUCAAAAUAUCCCAGCUUCGCUCAUCUGUGCUAUCCAGAUUGUAUCUACAGGGAAACGGGGGCCAUGGUGAAUGGAAAAAUAAGAAUGGAAAGGGUUAAGCAGUACUUGGAAGAGCACGUUCAUCGCCGAGAUCAGGAUAUUGUCACGCAAAUAGUGCGCUCCUUUGAGUCCUGUCUGUCCAACGUUAAGGCCCACAUGAGGUCAUCGAACAUCGAGUCCUACCAGGUCCUGCCCCACGGCUGUUCACCCUUUGCUGGCAUAAUCUACAGCUGUGUGAAUGCCGAGACCUUCCUCCAUUGUCCCCCCAAAAUGUGGAAGAACGAGAGGCCCUGCAACUUGGCCAAGGAAUUCGCCGAACAGUGCAACCCACUGCCCCAUGUUCCGCUGCCCAGCAGCUGA
This is a messenger RNA of Drosophila biarmipes, 591 nucleotides long. RefSeq lists its product as uncharacterized. NCBI's taxonomy places the organism in Eukaryota, Metazoa, Arthropoda, Insecta, Diptera, Drosophilidae. The transcript has 4 exons. The record is from RefSeq and is a predicted model, not a curated record. The coding region runs from base 1 to 591 and encodes 196 amino acids. Gene Ontology annotation, molecular function: odorant binding.